AUGGAGGUCAACGACCAGGCUGAGGUUGAUUUAUGGGAGAAUUUAAAGAAGGAAACAAGGCAUUUGAUUGAUUAUGACAAGCAAAAUGAUACUGUUGAGCUACUUGAGAUUAUGGAUGCAUUAUGCCUGCUUGGGAUUUCAUAUAAUUUUGAGAGUGAUAUCAAGAAUGUGCUAAGCUUCUUAGCUUCAUCAUUAGGAAGCUUGAGCAAUAUAAUAAAAAAUAAUCUUCAUUGUUCUAGUUUACCCUUUAGGUUCGUUAGAAGUUUCAAUAUUAAAAUUAUGAAUGAUGUAAAGGGAAUGCUAAGUUUGUAUGUGGCAUCAUAUCUUGUUGUUGAAGGAGAGGAUGAUCUAGUUAAUGCAGUGGAAUUUACAACUAAACAUUUAAGUAAUUCUCUUAAGGAACCAUUGCUUAUUAAUCCUCUACUAGUUGAACAAAUAAGUCAUGCCUUGGAGCUUCCUUUAUAGUGGAGAAUGUCAAGGUUGCACACUAGGUGGUUCAUUGAUGCUUAUGAGAGGCAAGAUAACAUGAAUCAUAGCUUGCUUGAGUUUGCUAAACUAGAUUUCAACAUGGUGCAAGGCAUAUGCAAGAAGGAAGUUAAGGAGAUGUCUAGUUGGUGGAAGAGUAUUGGUCUUGCUGGUGAUGAGUUUAGUUUUGCAAGAGAUAGAUUGAUGGAGAACUAUUUUUGGGCAAUGGGAUGUGCUUUUGAGCCACAUUUUUUGAGAUGUAGGAAGGAGAUUACCAAGUUAGCUUCUUUAAUUACAACAAUUGAUGAUAUUUAUGAUAUCUAUGGUUCAGUAGAAGAACUUAUGCUCUUUACAAACGCCGUUGAUGAAUGGAAAAUCGAUGAGAUCCAGUCACUUCCAAAUUGUAUGAAGACAGCUUUGCUAGUACUUAUCAAUACAAUGAAUGAUACAGCAUGUGCAUUUUCAAAAGAAAAAGGAUUAGACAUUCUUCCACAACUAAAACGAGUGUGGGGAGAUCAAUGCAAAGCAUAUUUAGUGGAGGCAAUAUGGUAUAAUACAAGAUACAUUCCCUCCCUAAACGAGUACAUGGAAAAUGCAUGGCUUUCAGUUGCUAUUGCUUUGGUGAUAAAUGCUGCAUAUUUAUUAAGUGAAGACUUAACCAAAGAAGCUCUAAAUAGUCUUGAGUUCUACUUUGAUGUUACUCGUUACUCAUCUAUGGUUACUCGUCUAUACGAUGACUUGGGAACAUCUACGGAUGAGCUUCAAAGGGGUGACAUACCAAAAUCAAUUCAAUGUUACAUGAAUGAGACAAAUGUUUCUGAAGUUGUUGCACGGGACCAUAUAAGAAAAUUGAUCAAAAAAUAUUGGAAAUUAUUUAAUGGUGAAUAUUUUUCUAAUUUCAACUUGGAGGAGUCUUUCAAACGAUAUGCGCUAAACUUACCUCGAAUGGCACAAUGCAUAUAUCAAUAUGGAGAUGGGUAUGGAAAGCCAGAUCGGGAAACUAGGGAUAGAAUAAUCUCUUCACUAAUUAAGCCCAUUCCUCUAUGA
This is a messenger RNA of Dendrobium catenatum, 1512 nucleotides long. Its product is annotated as alpha-terpineol synthase, chloroplastic-like. The transcript is spliced from 8 exons. Lineage: Eukaryota; Viridiplantae; Streptophyta; Magnoliopsida; Asparagales; Orchidaceae. Gene Ontology annotation, biological process: diterpenoid biosynthetic process. Gene Ontology annotation, molecular function: terpene synthase activity; magnesium ion binding. The record is from RefSeq and is a predicted model, not a curated record.